Molecule: messenger RNA, 1330 nt
Organism: Chenopodium quinoa (quinoa)
Lineage: Eukaryota; Viridiplantae; Streptophyta; Magnoliopsida; Caryophyllales; Amaranthaceae
Exons: 6
Coding region: 158-826 (222 amino acids)
Source: RefSeq, a predicted model, not a curated record
AUUCAUAAAUUCAAAACAAAUUUAAAAUUCAAAGUGCUAUUCGACGUAGGAUAGAGAAAGGGUUGCGCACUUGCGUUUUUAAGUUUCGGCGGGACUUGAAACUCAUACAGUCAUAACUCCAAUUCCAAAAAUCCCAGACCUAGAUUUUUACCCUAAUAUGGGGGAUUCAUAUGAAGAGCUUGAACCAUUGUUCGAUUAUCGCCGAGUUCAACCCGUUACUUUCGUCAACCUUGAAGAUGAUUCUGAUUCUGAUUCUGAGCCUUCCGUUUUGUCGAAGCGGAGAAAGAUUUCUACUAAUGGGAAAAACAAGGAAGACAACAGUAGUGAUAAAGGGAAAUCAGUUCAAGUAAUUGACUGCGAUGAUGAAGAUGAGGAAAAGGAGAAUUUGUUGCCGCCGCCUCCAAAGAAUGUAGCUGCUCCUCCAAAGGAUUUUGAAGAUCCCACUUACAAGAAAUUGAGAUUAAAAAAGCAGGAGUAUGAGUCAUUCCUCCAGUCAACUGGACAUGUUAUACAAGCUGCUGAUGAACCAUUUACCUCUUUAUCUCACUCUGUUGAAGAGGAAACUGCCGAGGAAGCACCAAAGCCUGCGGCUGAUCGAACGAAGAUAGUCAUAUCUAUGCAAGAUAAGGCUGGAUCUAAACAAUAUCGAAUAUUUGCGGAUGAGAAAUUUGAGCAGCUGUUCACAAAGUAUGCGCAGAAGGUGAAGACUGAUGUACAUAACCUAGUAUUUACUUUCGAUGGUGACAAAAUUAAUCCAGCAUCAACGCCUCAGACCCUUGGGAUGGAGGAUGAUGAUCUUAUUGAAGUGCAUGUGAAGUCGAGCUGACAAGAUGAUUUUUUUUUUUUUUUGAAUUCCUUUGUUCAUGUUUUGUGGUAAACUACAAAGUUUGGCAUCCGCUUGGUGCUUUAAUCAGUAGAGGAAUUUGCAAAGCAAGUAGUGGAAAAGAAAAACAAAAUCUUUUCUUUUUCCUUUCUAUUUUGGAAAUAUUUUUGCUCAAUUGUAUUCCUCUUGUCCUGCGCAAAUGAUCCGCUUGCAGAAAAAUCUGCUCCAUCUGUAUUUAUACUGAUUUUGUGCUUCUGAGUUUCACUGCACUCUUAUAUUUGCCAGGAAAUGUGGAUCAGCUAAAGUUAUUCUUCCCUAUCUGAUGCUUAGGUUUAACGAGCUUUUCUGGUCUGAUGGAUGAAGUGAGAACCUCAUAGUUCCGAACUGUACGGGACGAACAAAUUUUGUUCAUUAUUCUAAUAAAAACUUUUUCCCAUGUUCCUCAAAUUUUUAGGUACAUGGCUGCAUGCAAAGUGCUUUCCCAAAAAAAAAAAAAAAAAAAAAAAA